AUGGAUCAAAAACGCCCCGGCAAGCCAGACGCAACAUCUCGAUGUCUCUCGGUCUCGUGUGGACAUCCGGCUGGAUACAGAUUGGCAUCCUGUGGAAAAUGGAGUAUCUUCCUCAAAACAGAAGUCUCAUUCCGACCGUCUCAGGAUAACUGCACCAUCCCCCAUGCGACCACAACAAAAGAUGACAAGACAUGCUCUAUCACAUUCUUCUUCCAAUCGUAUCCCGAGACCGCAUCAUCAUCAAAGGCUCAGAUGCGCAUUGAGAAUCAAGGCUUUACUUGGCUAGCAACCGAUGAUAACGCCAUUCCUGAACCCUAUACCGGUCGCCUUCGGCCCCUUGUUGCAAACCUCUCUUUAUUUCAAAGGUGGAAAGAGGCGUGCCAAAAUAUUCAUGGAAGCAAAUGCUCUCAGAUCUUCAGAGGAACGCCAAAGAUCUCCCCUCGAGUCAUUGACGUCCAUCAGAGGUGUCUGGUGCAGGCAAGAGAGAUAGAUACCUGGGUUUGCCUGAGCUACGUCUGGGGGACCACAAACACCACUCGCCUGCUCCAAAGCAAUCUUCACACCCUCCUCACCCCUGGGUCACUUAGUGCUACCGUACUGCCGCCUAUCGUCGAGGAUGCUCUCCAAGUCACUCGAGGCUUGGGCGAGCAGUACCUUUGGGUCGACAGCUUGUGCAUUAUGCAAGACCAUGCGGCGGAUAAGACAAAGUUUGUGUCACAGAUGGAUUCUAUCUACGCCUUGGCGACCGUGGUCAUCAUCGCAGCGACGUGCAUCGAUGCAAAUUCCCACCUUCCUGGCGUACGUCCACAUUCAAGACAACAGAAACAGGAGGUUUUCAAUGUCCGAAAUUUGAGCCUCCUACAGUCGCUCGAUCCAGUGACUGGGAUGAAAGUCGACCUACGGACAGGGCGAGCGGCUGCUUAUCUUGGUACAACAGUCUGGGAUACUCGAGCCUGGACACUACAAGAGAGGUUUCUGGCUGCCAGGUCGCUCGUCUUUACGGCCGAACAGGUGUUUUGGGAGUGUGAAGAGGCAUUCUGGUGCGAAGACAGCUUUCGGGAAUUCCCCCAUAUCUUGCCGGAUCCCCACAGGACGAGUCUUUGUCGAGGGGAACUCAACCUCUCGUGGAACUCGGACUAUAUCACGUUCGAUCACUAUUAUCGCGUCCUCCUAGGCGAAUAUUCAACACGGGCCUUGAAAUACGACAGUGACGCCCUGAAUGCCUUUUCGGGCAUCAUCCGUGCUUUUGAGAGGUCCAUGGGCCUGGAGUUCUUUUGGGGCAUGCCGUGCGCUUUUCUCGAGUCUGCCCUGUCUUGGGGCAAUCGCGCCCUCACACCCAGGCCGCAUCGUGGGGAUUCUACGUCGAAUGGCCAUCCCAAAAGCCCAGUAUUCUUCCCAAGCUGGUCGUGGGUUGGCUGGAAGAGUGACGGAUCUACGAAAAUCGACAAUCAAAACUUGACCAUGGCGCCAUUAGGGGUUGAAUUCUACCGACUGUCCGACGAUGGAAAGGCCAUGAAGCACCUCAAGCAGGUCGGGAGGUUCAGUGACAAGGUUGAUUUGCUCGCCGAGGGGUCUAGCAUCCCAGACCGUUCGUCUAGAGCCACAGAUGUGUCGCGUGAUUCCUUGCCCAGUCCCUCAAAUAAUACCCAAGUGAAUCUGUCAUCAGUCCUCUGCUUCUGGACCGCGUCGACCCACGUCACCAUCGCCUUUGAAGACCGCAGCAGCGCUUCCCUUGGCUCUAGAGACGGGGAGAGUUCGGCGGGGUGGGGCACGACAAUAUCUCAAGGAACGACAUACAUGGAAGCCGCCUGGUUCCACCCGCCCACGCUUGGGCCAGGCGAGACGAGGAAAACCGUCGAGGUCAUUGCCAUUGCGCAAAAUAGAGGUGACUGGGACGGUGGGCACAUCAACAACGGAGCCAUUGGAAUCAUGGUGAUUUCAUGGAAGGACGGGAUCGCGUCGCGCGAGGGAUUUGCCUGGAUUGCGAUCCUGGACUGGGCUGCGCUGAAAGAUCGCGUAUGGAAACUGAUCGUCCUAGGCUAG
Cladophialophora psammophila CBS 110553 is the source of this 2043-nucleotide messenger RNA. RefSeq lists its product as uncharacterized. Bases 1 to 2043 code for a protein of 680 amino acids. Lineage: Eukaryota; Fungi; Ascomycota; Eurotiomycetes; Chaetothyriales; Herpotrichiellaceae. The transcript has a single exon. The record is from RefSeq and is a predicted model, not a curated record.